Diorhabda carinulata is the source of this 3062-nucleotide messenger RNA. RefSeq lists its product as uncharacterized. The transcript has 5 exons. NCBI's taxonomy places the organism in Eukaryota, Metazoa, Arthropoda, Insecta, Coleoptera, Chrysomelidae. The record is from RefSeq and is a predicted model, not a curated record. Bases 202 to 1485 code for a protein of 427 amino acids.
AUUGAACAUGGAGAAUUCAACGAUCGUAUAGGUAACAAACUGAACUCAACUUUCAUUCUUGUAGUCGCUUCUCUGGUUGUUCGUUGUGUGCGGUCCAAAAGAACAGAAAUUCAUUCUCUACCAUUUUCGGUGACAGAACAUGUGAUUUCGGUUAUCGAAGAGUGCUUGUAGUUUUGAAGGCAAUAUUGUAGAACAAAAAAAAUGCGUGGUAUUAGUGUCAAGUGUAGGAUUUUUGUAACAGUUCUAAUAAUUGCACAUGUCAGAGAGACAUGCGGUCAGUUAACAGAAACAGACUUCGUUCCACAAGUUUCGGCUACGUGUAAAGGAAACCACAUGAAUAUUCGAGUGAAUUUUAAUAACUCGUUUAGUGGAGCUGUACACGCUAGGGAUUUCCGGACGACGUCUUGUAUGAAAUAUGGAGACGGCUCAAAAUCAGUUACACUCGACAUCAAUUAUAUGGCUCAGCCUGGAGCGCCAGAUUAUUGCGGACUGUUUGUUAACAAUAAAACGGAAGAGCGUUCAGUACCUAUAGCAGUACGUAUUCAUCGUACACUCGAGCUGGCCGACGAUAAAUUCUACGUUAUUACUUGCGGAAAAUUGGGCUUUAGAAAUUCCAGAAACGAAACUUCCUCGGUAUCUUUGAGACUUAUUGAAAAUAACCGAAAAGUCACCGAAGCAGUUUAUCAUCGACCAUACACCUUACGAACUGAAAUAUCCAGACCGGACGGUAUAUAUGGAUUUAGAGUUAAGAACUGUUUUGCUUUCAACAAACCCAAUGACACCGUACUACUUUUGGACGACAGAGGAUGUCCGAUAGACGAAGAUACACUUUUAGGUCCGUUUGCUUACGAUAUCAAAACAGGAACCGCGAAUGCGCAACUCAAAUCGAUGUUCAGGUUUCCAGAUAGCUCCGAAGUCCAUUUUCAGUGUGACGUAUCCCUUUGCAAAGAUACUUGUCCUCAGUUAAUAUGUAGCGGAGAUUCAGUAAAAUCUAGAGCGCUAAACGCAGACGAAGGUGUACUAAUGGCAGCUACAAGUGUCUUCGUUGUAGAUCCAGCCGACGCUCCACGGAUACAAGAAUUAUGCGACGAUGGAAACGUACAUCCUUCAUGGCUACUGUGGUUAUGUGUAGCACUAGGUAUACUAUUCUUAUUGAUGUUGAUAAUAAAUAUUUUCCUAUGCUCCGCCAUGACUUGCGCCUGCGCUAGAACGGAAAUUAUCGAGAAGGAACCUAGUAUAAUAGAAGAUUACGAUCCUUAUAGAAGUUGGCACGGAAGUCAAUACGGAUCAAGGUAUUCCUUAAACGGAGCGCCUCAUAAUCCAAAAGGAUACGCGUCAGGUGGUUCGACAAUGAAUUCAACGCGAUCCGUAUCUUCACACAGCGACCAUUACGCCAUCGUCCAUUCAAGGCCCGGUAGUAGAAGUUAUAAUUCCAAACCACGAGGUCCUCCGUCACACAUCGGAAGUCACUAUAGCAACAAAUAGAAUUAAAUAAAGAAGAUAAUAGGUACCUUUGAAUGUGUUCACCAAAUCAAAAUGAACUACCAUAUAGUCGCACUAAAAGUUUAAGUGAAAAUUUUCAAGAAUGGACGUGAAAUAUUGGAACUAAUUAGUUUUAUAAACCGAAAAAUGAACAAUAUUAGACGAUAAAAGUGUAAAACGCAUCAAUUAUCUUAUCAUUUCGACCAUAUCCUUCCCUUCCUUACCACGCUUAUUAUUCUCUAUUCUCUCUCUAAGGAGCUACUCGAGAUCCUGGUAAUCAUCGUUAACAAGUCUUUUAAUAUCCUUUAUUCUUCCAAGUUACCUUCUCUGUUGUAAUACAUCAUCUUCUUCAUCUAGAUAUUGAAUCGAAUCCACAACUCUUCAAAUCUUUUCCUAGUAGUGUCGUCCAUGAUCUAUUGACUCUAAUUCUGAUCCAUGUUUUGAUAGAUCUACUCAAUCCUGAUGUUUCAAGAUGUAUCCUUGCUUCAUACUUGUUUUCUAUGCUGCUUGAGAUUUCUUUUAAUGGAGCAAAGGACCUCUAUAAUGUCCGUUUCAGUAAAUGAGCUGUAGAAGAAAAAUAAAGUUACCCUUCGAAAAAGAAGGUUUGAAGAGGUCUAAGGGGGAGGACAAGGCGACAAAGACGCUCCUGUCAACCCCUUGUCAAUGGACACUUGAAGACGCUAAUUCCAGCAGACAAUGCACGUGCAGAUUCUGUUAUGUAUGAAAUAGAAGAAGAAGAACAGCUUUAAUUACAUAUUGGUUAUUUGCUGUUGCUUCAAAUUGAAUAUUUCUUUCCUCAAAUCCAUACUUCUUGUACAUUGUACACAAAACAAAUCAUAUUAUUAAAAUCAGAACAUUAUCGUGUAAUUUCGUCACUAAUUAUUCUAAAAUGAAUUACAGACAAUAAUAGAUUGUAAGGUAAGAUAAUAAAAUUACUAAUUUAGAUGAAUGUAAGUUAAUUUAGAUGCGUGCUCUUGCUCUAUCUCUAAUAAAUUGUAUUGAACGAUUUCUCUAAAACUGACUUUGCUUAUUUGAACAUUUGUCGACCUAGUAUUGACGAGUAACUUUAUAAUUAUGCUUCAAUGUUUUUUUCAAAUAAGAAAUUAACUAUAUACUUUGUUUCAAACCACGAUAAAUACUUUAUAUAAUUCUUCAGCGUCCCCUUUACAAUUUGAGUUAACUAAAGUUGCAAGCCUUCAGUAAUAAAUUAUCACGCAAUAUUAUAUUUUUGUUUUUCUUUAAUUGUACACACUUAACUAUUGUGAUAAAUACUACACAUCAAUUUUAAUAAGUUUUAAUGUUAUUUUGAUCCUGCUAUAACCAUUAAUAUUAUUAAUAAUUAUCGAUGAAGAUUUUUCAAAACUAACAAGAAAAAAAUAUUAUCUAGUCCAUUAAUUGACAGAAAAUAAAAUUCUUAUUAUAUAAUAGAAAGUAUAAUAUCUAACUGAAUUUAAAGGAAUUUGAAAAUGUAAAUUAUAUUAAUAUAUAGGUUAAUGAUCGAUUGUUAAAAAUUGUAAAGAAAACUGUAAUCACCUUUGUAAAUAUUAUUAUACAACAAUAAAUUUGUGAUUAAUUCUCAA